AUGUUUUGUUGCACCUUCACUCAAGCCUGCCGUGCCCAACCUGGUGGCGUACCCCGACUAGAUGUGAGUACUGUCAAAAGAAUGUUCCCUCCAGCGCAGGUAGCGCAAUGGCCGCCGGGAUAUCUUCCGGCGUGUGGCGUCGCACACUUCCUGAGCCCCGAUGGCGUCCCACUUGCUGAUGUGAUUGAUUGCCACCGCGACAUGAGGGCAGACCGCCGUUGCCAGCUUCAGCGGGAUUUUGCUGCAGAUUAUACGAUGUGGUGCCGGGCAACAUUAAUGGACUUUGUACGUCGCCUUAACGAGAGGGACCGACGUCGCAUGAAGCGUUUUUGUAUGCGCGACCGAACGAUGCAUGAUGCUGAAGUCCGCGAGUUGCUCGGUCUUGCCCCAUACGUAGCCCCACGAGCACAACCGUCGCAGGAAACUGUCGGUACUAGCGCGGCACCCAAAUGGGGGAGUUGUUACGAAUUCACCCCUUUUGCUGUGACACAAGGUCACGCCAUGCUUCCCGUGUCGCAGUGCAACGGGUCGGACGCACGUAUGUACUUAUCAACAUUCCCACAGAUAAGAAACAUCAUGCAUACAGAGUUCGACAGCAUGGGGCCCGCACGUGCCAUAGCACUUCUCUCCGGUGAUGAUUUCUUUCCGACAGCUGAGUGUCUUCAGGAACUGGUGUUGUACCUCCGGAGCCGGGUGGGCGAAAUUAUCGCUGCGGAAAAGGCAUUUCGCGGUUCCUCUCUGUUCACUGAGCGCGGUAGGGAUGCCAAUGACGGAGACCAGCAUGAGGCCGAUGCCGGUCAACCGUUCUCUCUUGAUACACCUGUUGUUUCUUUUUUUGGUAACGGGCGUCUGGCGUGGUUAUUAAACAACAGCGGCCUCCUCCCUUUCCCUGUGGUGCCUGUGCAACCGCCCGAGUACGCCGCGAGAAGACAGCGCCGCAACAAACAUUUGCUCUCCCGUGAUGGGUUUGUUUCAGAAUUAUUUGGGCAUGGAGUACUUCCUGAAAGCUUCACUACCGUGUUUCCUUGCGAGACAAUCACCGUCCCUGAUGCCCUUCGCAAGUACCGCCCGUGUGUUGUGCUUGUGGAGCCGCAUGUCGAUAGGGACUGGUUGUGCGAUCUCCGCGGGUUUUAUACAACGAGGGAGGUGGUGUUGCUCGGGUCCGUAGACUCGCCAGCGAUGUGCUCGUUUGGUUUUCCUUUUUUGUCUUUCGGCGUUAUGGCCGGGCCCACUACCUAUUGGGCAUACAAUGAGGCAUUACAACGAGUGUCAGCAGCCGAGAGAAUUCAAAUGCCUGUGGAUCCACCACACGUGUCACAGGGCUAUGCACGCCGUCCAAUCGACAAUAUAUCGUCCUACCUGAUUUCUCCAAACGACUGCUAUGCGUUUAGCUACCAGCAUCGAUGUCUUUCCUUCAUUCGCAAGGAAUACCCUAUUUCCAGAGGGCGGUGCACAGAAGCAAUAUGCAACACGUCACCAGAGCUUUGUCCCUCGAAUAUGGUUGCCGGUGAGAAGCACCAAAUAUGA
Molecule: messenger RNA, 1527 nt
Organism: Trypanosoma brucei brucei TREU927
Lineage: Eukaryota; Euglenozoa; Kinetoplastea; Trypanosomatida; Trypanosomatidae
Exons: 1
Coding region: 1-1527 (508 amino acids)
Source: RefSeq, a predicted model, not a curated record